Messenger RNA from Rotaria sp. Silwood1, 558 nucleotides. Lineage: Eukaryota; Metazoa; Rotifera; Eurotatoria; Philodinida; Philodinidae. The record is from the annotation of a GenBank genome assembly.
AUGAAUCGUGAACAAAUACUUGAACAAUUACAAAUAAUGAUAAGUGAAUUACCACCAAAAUUACAAGAACGUUUUGAAAAAGAUGAUUUAAGUGAUAAAUUGAUAACAUUAUUACUUGAUGGAUCUAUAUUUAAUCUUGUUAAUAAUCUUCAAGAAAGUCAAGCACGUACUGAAAAAAAUUUAUUUAAUGAACGACAAAAAUUAAUUAAAAAAGCUAAAGAUCAAGAAGCUGAUCUAAUUCGAAAACAUUCUGAAGAUGAAGCUCGUUGUGCUGAUAGACCACAACAUUUAAAUCUUCUUCAAGCAGCAAAUAAACGUGAAUUUGAAGCAUUUCUUAAAAGAGUUGCCGAUGAACAGCAACGUUUUGAUAUGUCAAUAGUUUUAGAUCUAGAUCAAAAAAUGUUAGAACAACAAACAAGAUUAGAAAAAGCUGGUGUACCAUGUAUGCACGCUACUAAUAAACCAUUAGAUGUACGUCUACAAAUGUUUAUUAUCGAAUUUAUUCAACGAAUAGCAAAACAACAACAUCUUUCUCCUGUAACAGAAAAUUCCAAUUAA